AUGACUGAAGUCUCACAUUAUCAGGAGCUUUGCUAUCAGUCUAUGGGCUCUGUAAUCCCUUGGAGCAUAGUUAAGUAUGCUCUGCUCUCACUGAAUGAUUAUAGAUCUCUCAUUCUCUAUAAUUCUCCUAGUCUGUUCUUUCAUCUUUUGGGAAUUUGGUAUUUGGAGAGCAACAUCUAUCAUCUAUCAUCUAUCUAUCAACAUUUUUUCAUUGUUGGUAGUGACCACUUGGGCCCACGUGGUGCCAUUGUUGGUAGUGACUACUUGGGCCCACGUGGUGCCAUUGUUGGUAGUGACCACUUGGGCCCACGCGGUGCUAUUGUUGCUAGUGACUACUUGGGCCCACGUGGUGCCAUUGUUGGUAGUGACUACUUGGGCCCACGUGGUGCCAUUGUUGGUAGUGACUACUUGGGCCCACGUGGUGCCAUUGUUGGUAGUGACUACUUGGGCCCACGUGGUGCCAUUGUUGGUAGUGACUACUUGGGCCCACGCGGUGCCAUUGUUGGUAGUGACUACUUGGGCCCACGUGGUGCCAUUGUUGGUAGUGACUACUUGGGCCCACGUGGUGCCAUUGUUGGUAGUGACUACUUGGGCCCACGUGGUGCCAUUGUUGGUAGUGACCACUUGGGCCCACGUGGUGCCAUUGUUGGUAGUGACCACUUGGGCCCACGCGGUGCCAUUGUUGGUAGUGACCACUUGGGCCCACGCGGUGCCAUUGUUGGUAGUGACUACUUGGGCCCACGCGGUACCAUUGUUGGUAGUGACCACUUGGGCCCACGCGGUGCCAUUGUUGGUAGUGACCACUUGGGCCCACGCGGUGCCAUUGUUGGUAGUGACUACUUGGGCCCACGUGGUGCCAUUGUUGGUAGUGACUACUUGGGCCCACGCGGUGCCAUUGUUGGUAGUGACCACUUGGGCCCACGCGGUGCCAUUGUUGGUAGUGACCACUUGGGCCCACGUGGUGCCAUUGUUGGUAGUGACCACUUGGGCCCACGUGGUGCCAUUGUUGGUAGUGACCACUUGGGCCCACGCGGUGCCAUUGUUGGUAGUGACCACUUGGGCCCACGCGGUGCCAUUGUUGGUAGUGACUACUUGGACCCACGUGGUGCCAUUGUUGGUAGUGACCACUUGGGCCCAUGUGGUGCCAUUGUUGGUAGUGACCACUUGGGCCCACGCGGUGCCAUUGUUGGUAGUGACCACUUGGGCCCACGCGGUGCCAUUGUUGGUAGUGACCACUUGGGCCCACGUGGUGCCAUUGUUGGUAGUGACCACUUGGGCCCACGUGGUGCCAUUGUUGGUAGUGACCACUUGGGCCCACGCGGUGCCAUUGUUGGUAGUGACCACUUGGGCCCACGCGGUGCCAUUGUUGGUAGUGACUACUUGGGCCCACGUGGUGCCAUUGUUGGUAGUGACCACUUGGGCCCAUGUGGUGCCAUUGUUGGUAGUGACCACUUGGGCCCACGCGGUGCCAUUGUUGGUAGUGACCACUUGGGCCCACGUGGUGCCAUUGUUGGUAGUGACUACUUGGGCCCACGCGGUGCCAUUGUUGGUAGUGACCACUUGGGCCCACGUGGUGCCAUUGUUGGUAGUGACCACUUGGGCCCACGCGGUGCCAUUAUUGGUAGUGACCACUUGGGCCCACGCGGUGCCAUUGUUGGUAGUGACCACUUGGGCCCACGUGGUGCCAUUGUUGGCAGUAACUACUUGGGCCCACGCGGUGCCAUUGUUGGUAGUGACCACUUGGGCCCACGCGGUGCCAUUCCUAGUCUGUUACACCCACGCGGUGCCAUUGUUGGUAGUGACUACUUGGGCCCACGCGGUGCCAUUGUUGGUAGUGACUACUUGGGCCCACGCGGUGCCAUUGUUGGUAGUGACUACUUGGGCCCACGUGGUGCCAUUGUUGGUAGUGACUACUUGGGCCCACGCGGUACUAUUGUUGGUAGUGACUACUUGGGCCCACGUUGUGCCAUUGUUGGUAGUGACUACUUGGGCCCACGUGGUGCCAUUGUUGGUAGUGACCACUUGGGCCCACGUGGUGCCAUUGUUGGUAGUGACUACUUGGGCCCACGUGGUGCCAUUGUUGGUAGUGACUACUUGGGCCCACGUAGUGCCAUUGUUGGUAGUGACUACUUGGGCCCACGUGGUGCCAUUGUUGGUAGUGACCACUUGGGCCCACGUGGUGCCAUUGUUGGUAGUGACCACUUGGGCCCACGUGGUGCCAUUGUUGGUAGUGACUACUUGGGCCCACGCGGUGCCAUUGUUGGUAAUGACCACUUGGGCCCACGUGGUGUCAUUGUUGGUAGUGACCACUUGGGCCCACGUGGUGUCAUUGUUGGUAGUGACUACUUGGGCCCUCGGGAAGGGCCCGAGGGCCCAAGGGAACAAAAAAUAACAAAACUGGCAGAAGACACGAACAAAGGCUAA
Messenger RNA from Procambarus clarkii (red swamp crayfish), 2424 nucleotides. The record is from RefSeq and is a predicted model, not a curated record. NCBI's taxonomy places the organism in Eukaryota, Metazoa, Arthropoda, Malacostraca, Decapoda, Cambaridae.